Fusarium mangiferae is the source of this 1440-nucleotide messenger RNA. RefSeq lists its product as uncharacterized. Lineage: Eukaryota; Fungi; Ascomycota; Sordariomycetes; Hypocreales; Nectriaceae. Gene Ontology annotation, molecular function: triacylglycerol lipase activity. The record is from RefSeq and is a predicted model, not a curated record. The transcript has 2 exons. Gene Ontology annotation, biological process: lipid catabolic process. The coding region runs from base 1 to 1440 and encodes 479 amino acids.
AUGUUUAAAUUCAGCCUUAAGAGCGCAGUUGCUCUUCUUAUUUUCUCUACGUCCUCCGCUGUAGCACAGAAUCCCUUCCCAGACACUACCACCUGUGACAAGACAUGCCAGGCCCUGGCCCUCAACGCAUCCUCCUGGAUCUCAGAGCAACAGUCUGACCCAACAUUCUCCUUCUACAAGACCCCUUCAAACUUCUCUAGCAAGCUAUCUCCUGGUGUUGCACUCAAGACAGAGGAUGUCACUGACCUGGAUAACUACGUCGUCCCCAGCGGUCUGACCAUGUCGCGAAUUAUCUACACCACUGAGGACCUUGAUGGAAAGGUCAUUCCCGCUUCAGCUUAUGUCCUCUGGCCUUAUACUGCGUUCCCAACUGGCCCAGGCUCAGCUAAGAAGGGUCUGCCGAUGGUUGCUUGGGCUCAUGGGACAACUGGGACCUUCAAGCCCUGUGCACCUAGUAGUUACAGAGCUUUGCAGUACCACUUCCAAGUUCCUUUUGCUCUGGCACUUCAGGGCAUUGCAGUUGUUGCGCCCGACUAUGCUGGUCUUGGUGUAUCUGAGCUGCCUAAUGGAGACAACAUUCCUCAUUCUUGGGUCACAGCGCCGGCUCACGCGAACGACGUUGCUUUUGCUGUAAGAGCAGCUAGGUCAGCGUUCCCAGAUCUUCUUAGUUCUGAGGGUCCUUUUGUCGCUAUGGGCCACUCUCAAGGCGGUGGAGCAUCUUGGGCUUUCGCAGAAAGGCAAGCCAAGAAGCCUCUCAAAGGAUACAAAGGCACAGUCUCAAUAGCUCCAGUGACUAGAAUCCUCGAUGACUAUGCCUACUGGACCGAGAACUCGAUCGCAUCACCCGGCCUGCUUGCGCAAUCCGCGGUCAUCGACUCAAUCUCUAAGAUCUACCCCAAGUACAACUACACAGGUUUCACUACUACAGGCUACGAUCGCUGGCACAACGUGAUUGCCAAGAUCAAGGGAUGCUUCCCCGUGUUAGCCUUGGUGACAAUGGAUCUCACUCCAACCGAUAUCGCGAAGUCGGGCUGGUAUAAAGAUCCGACUGCUAAGAAGUGGGCUGAUCGAGUCGCUGUGGGACGUAGGACUUUCGCUGGUCCGUUGCUCGUUAUCAACGGCGCAGAUGACCAUGUCGUUCGUCCCGGGGGUAUUGACGCUGCUGUCAAGGACACUUGCGAUUUGGUGAAGAAGUCUGGCAGUAAGGAAACUUUGGAACAUGCCACUUUCUCUGGUAUGGAUCACUUUUCUGCCAUUCAGGCUAGCCAAAUGAAAUGGAUGGACUGGAUCAAGAGUAGACUUUCCGGCGAAACCCCUGAGAAAGGUUGCUCUGAGGAACUUGUUGAAGGACUGAGGACCAAUGACACUGUUCAUACACUAGGUCCGAACUUCUUCUUGUCGUACUUUGACACAGCAGAGAGUUGGAAAUACAGUCUGUAA